CUUGAUUUCAGCCCCACCAAAUCGACUUUUUCCUGAACCUCGACCAUCGUGAAAGGACUCGCUUCGACUUCCUCGCGAUCACCUCCAAGAUGGAUUCCGAAGACCCCCAAGAGCGUCCCGAGGACGUUACCAACAUCAUAAACGGCCUAGAGCGAUACAACCCCGAAGCCGUGGGUAACCUGGAGGACUAUCUACGCCACCAGUGCGAAAACAGAUAUACCGAUUCCAAUGCGAAUCGGACCUUACUGAAGCUAUACCAACUCAACCCCGACCGCGUUAAGGAUGAGGUCAUCACAAACAUCUUAGUCAAGUCCCUUACUCUGUUCCCGUCGCCCCAGUUCUCCCUGGCGCUGCACCUGAUCUCUCCCAACCUCGUGGCGCCUAACCAGCGUGCCGAGCUACCUGAGGCCAUCUCCAAGCUGCGGGAGCUGAACCUUCAGCUGCAGGGUGCGCAGUACGCGCGUUUCUGGGCGACGCUGGAUUCGGACGAUCUAUAUGCCGAUCUGACCACCGACAUCGACGGCUUCGAGGAGUUGAUCCGCGGCCGCAUCGCCAACCUCAUUAGCCACGCCUACCGCGAGAUUGAGCUAUCCGUACUUGAGCAGUGGCUCGGCCUCGAGGGCCAGGCUGCCGUUAAGUUCGUCGAGGAGACCGUCGGCUGGAAGGUCGAAGGUGCCAUCGUCAAUAUCCCCCGCAACCCCGAGAACGAGGCCAAGAAGAGCGAAGUCCGCGAGGACGUCAACGUAGACAUGUUCUCAAGAGUCAUCAGACGGGCCUGGGAAGAGACCGUAUAAUCUUACCUGGGACAACUUGUCUGGGGUUACGAUUUUGGCGGCAACGGUGGUGGAUCGGUAGCGAGACUAAAACAGCAUUGGGAAAGACGACAAAUACGUCUUUGGCGUUACGGAUGACGAGUUCGGUAAUUUCCGGAUUUGAUGUGCUGUUUGCUCCGCCGUCGUUAGAUAGGCGGCCAUGAGAUAUCAGAAAUGAAUAAAAAUCACGAUCUGAAUGAA
Daldinia loculata is the source of this 1013-nucleotide messenger RNA. RefSeq names its product eukaryotic translation initiation factor 3 subunit K. The record is from RefSeq and is a predicted model, not a curated record. The coding region runs from base 90 to 794 and encodes 234 amino acids. Gene Ontology annotation, biological process: regulation of translational initiation. Gene Ontology annotation, molecular function: translation initiation factor activity; ribosome binding. The transcript has 2 exons. Gene Ontology annotation, cellular component: eukaryotic translation initiation factor 3 complex; cytoplasm. NCBI's taxonomy places the organism in Eukaryota, Fungi, Ascomycota, Sordariomycetes, Xylariales, Hypoxylaceae.